AGAUAUGUCGAAAACAGCGUUUCUAAUACUUGAAAUGCAAAUGUCACAAAAGUACAAUACAACCCCUCCCCGAUAUUUGCAUGAGUCAGAGGGGUCUGUGUUCUUUAAUUCUCGGUUUAGUGAGCUUCCCAAAGUGUGGCUUUUCAUACCGGAGAGCCUGUGCGACAACACGGUACCCUUGGUGUCAAGGAGGGUCUAUUGUACGGGGCUCCUGUUGUGCCUAUUGUCCGCUCAAAAAGGGACUAUCGAUGCGAAUCCGGUUCGACCUACUGACGGAAUUUCACUUGAUUAAAGGCCAUUGUGCAAGAUUAUAUCAUUCCUUCCAACAGAAACACUGCUUACUUCGUGAGCAAGUAUCACAUUCAUUAUAUUUUUUAAACAGAAGUGGUAUUGAUGGUAUUGUUAAAAAGACUUUAUAGUUCUGCACAAGAGGGUCAUAAAGUGAGAAGUUGAACUGUGGCACUGCAAUAAAUUUGCUGAUCUCUUUAAACUUUUUCGACAUGAAUAGCGCAUCAAGCUGUAGGGUCAGAGCGCACCCACGCAAAAUAAAAUUUUGAUUGAGUACACACGUUGACCCACUACCAACACCUUACGUGGGUUUAUAGCUCGUACUGUGAAAACAUUAGGGCGGUUACUGACGUGACAGGAUAAUACGCGGUGUGCCACUUGCAGUGUCAGUGGACCAAUUUCGCUGCGGAGUUCGAGUGUUUGCUUUGGAUCUUGUAAGGAACAGUGUUCACUUUUUCAGGACUGAAGUGAAUUCAUCUUCUGGGAUUCGACUGAAUGAGAGCAGGUAAUUGUGGACUGGAUUGUUAGAGAUCGUUGGUAUUGGAAUACAAAGAAUAAGAUGGCAGUGUGGAAUGGUGUGAGAGUACUGUGUUUCGUGAUCGCUGUGACAAUUACCGGGGUUUGGGCCCAACUGGAACCUUCCUUCGCCGUUCGGCCCUCGGCUACAGUGGGCGCCGUCGGUCACUCCGUUACCAUCUACUGCACCAUAGCCAACCUGGGCCGGCAGCACCAGGUGUUCUGGAACGUCGAUGCGGCCCAGGAUUUCACCCUGGGUCCCGACACCAACGUGCACGCCUCCUAUCCCCGCUUCCAAUUCGUGGGGGACCGGUCCAGCGGCCAAUUCAACCUGCAGAUUGCCAACGUAAGCAGUACAGAUGAGGGGACGUACAUCUGUCUGGUCCGCGAUCUGACCGAUGAAGGUCCAGUCAAGGAAGCCCAAGCAAAACUGACCGUUAUUGACAACCCCAUGUCGCCAGAUUCUGGUUAUCCACGAUGCCUAAGAAGUCCACUGAGAACUGUAAACAUGCCGACAGGGGUGUACAUGAAGGAUGAUACCUUAACCCUCACUUGUACCUCCAAAGGGGGCGUGCCCCUCCCACAACACUCCUGGGUCAGAGUCAACAUUGAUGACACCGUCAACGAUCUGAAAAGUACGACGACUGCCAUCGUCGACGUGGUAACCACUGAGGCUAAGAUUACCCUAUCCAGCAGGGACAAUCAGGCUUACUACAAGUGUAUCGAGACCCACCCCGCCAGGCCUGGCGAUGACAGAGAUUGUAUGACACCGUUCUCUGGCUCUGAGUCCCGCAUGGACGUUCGCUUCGCACCGGAAGUUGACAUCACUCCAGAUGUGGUCACCGUCGAGAUCCUUGGUGUCACCAAGGUGACACUAGUCUGCGAAGCCAACAGCAACCCUCCGCUCACCGAGAAACCGCAAAUCAUCCUCCCAGUGAACAAGACAGGUGUUUACCCCAAUGAGAUGGACAGGUCUCUGGUGGAGGUCGAGAUGACCACGGAUGACAUCGGUAAGGACUUUUUCUGCAUAGCGCAGAACGACCUAGGCGUCGGUGAAGACCGAGUUGACGUACAGAUGGGGUCGUUCCCAACAUGGCUGAUACUCGUCAUCAUUGGCGGGAUCGCAGUCGUCCUCUUCUUCGUCUUCGUCUUGAUCGCGUGCGUCUGUUGCAUCGACAGACCGGACCCAGUUGAGGACGUGAAGGAGAAGGACCCGAACCUCUUGCGAGUCACCCCAAAGAGGUCCACCAAGCGCAGGUCCCUGAGACACGAGGGGGAGGACGAGUUCUUGGACGACGGCAUGAUUCCCAUCGAUAACUUCCAAGGCGGUCAUGAGAAUCUUGACGUUGAGGAGGCCCGGGAGGACAAGGCGGAAGAACUUGCUAUCAACUCAGACUUCGAGACGGGAGAGAGGGGUCCGAGGUACCAGAACGUCAACGAAGUGAUGCAGGAGGUCAAUGCCUUAGACCACCCAGAUGAUGAGAUCCUUGCUCCUUACAACCCUGAACCUCCAGUAGAUGAAGCUGAGCCCAUCCCUGUCGAUUUAGUUGAGUAAACAUCCUUAAUAGUGCACUGUGAUAUCCUACGCAUCUUUACGACCUAUAACCUUAAAAGGCUGUGUCCGAACUCUACCAGUUUAUCGUGUUGAAUUUAACACUCUUGGUAUAUAUCACGGGAAAAUGAUCCUACAUAAAUAUCACCUCAUUCAUUUCAAUGAAAACACGGUUUGGUGUCCAGCUGCGGACAUCCAACGUAGCGUGUCAAUAUCAAAUCCAAAGCUGUAACCUUAAUACAAACAGACACCAUAAUACAGAGCUGCUAAGCCAAAAACAAAGUUGCUAAGCUGAGAAUAUAUCUGCUAAGGCAAACAAGGGCACCAGCCAAAAUGUUGCAUUAUGUGAACUGCUUGUAACUGCUUUACGACAGCUUUUUUGCUCAGCAAGGAAAUUAAAUCUGCUAAUCAGAGUUUCCUGCUAAGCAAUUCCAUGAAAUUGGUCCAAAUUCGAACGCAGCCUGGAAGGUCUUAUGUCGAAUAAUUUUCAAAUUUAUACCAGCGUAUAGCUUAACAUCAUAUUUCAGAGGUGGAGGGAAUUGGCUAACACUACUAUAAAUGAUCUGAAAUCUCGUGUUAAAAUGUCGGCUGGGCCAAGUUGGUUUAUGUGCUUAACAAGAACGAUUUUUUUGUUUAAUUUUGUCAAUAUCCCUUCAGUGUAUACAGAAAUCAAAUUACAUGUAUUUGGCGAACUUUAAAUCAGCACCGGGUAAGAAGCAGGGGUCCACCAAAAGUUGGAUGAAUUCGCUAUGGGUUAGUGAACACAAACUUGUUAGGAACCAUAACAUAGUUCAUAAAUGACAUAGUAUACAGUGUUUAUGAAUUACGUCGGCGAAGGGCAAAAACCCCAAUAUAAAAUUUAGCUCCAAUUUUAGAGCACAAUUGUGUUAUAAUUGACACCUCUCGCGUAUUCACUUCAGUUCCUGUUUCACUUAAAAAUGAUUUUUGAAGUUAUGAAAGCAACAGCCAACACACUUCACUUUAACCGUAAUGUGCAAAAGGAUGAAACUGCAAUUUAUGUCUUCAAUUUUGUAAUAGUCAAACCGACAUCAAGCUAGCUAUACAUUAAAGUGACGUUGUAGAUGUAAACAUUUCUGCAUUGCCGAAGUUUUUUAAAACAUGUUUAAUUGAUUCUUUUUAUUAAGUAAGCCUGGUGUAUACCGUAUAAAUGCAACUCAUAAUAAGACUUUUUGUAAAAUCGUAGUGGUGACAGAUUUUUAAUUUUUUUUUACUUUUGACUUUUUACCCUGCUGAGAAGUAUGCCAUGUCAAUAAAGAAUUUCUUAUAUGAAAUUGUAGUUUUAGGUAGAGCUUGAAAGUAUAUAAAUAUUUUCAUCAGUAAGUGAUUUCUGAAUUUGUUUUCUUUACAAAACCUUGAAAAUUGUGUCUAUGCUGGAGCUUUGUAAAAAGCCAGGAGCGAUAAUUUGAAGGGUUUUUUGUCUUCCCUAUAUCACGUGACAAUUUUUCAAUAUGGCGGAAAUCGCCGGGUGCUUGUUACAUUUUGAAAAGUUGUGUCAGAAGACAAGUUACAGAUGGAUAAAAUUAUUGCUUGAUGUCUUGUAAUGCGCUUUCUUGUAAAUCAUUGGGAUAUGUAUUAUGUAACAGCAAUUUAUUUUUACUGUAAAGGAAGUGCUUUGUAUAUUUUGUCACAUUAAAAACAUGUACUUUGCUUUUA
Patiria miniata (bat star) is the source of this 4030-nucleotide messenger RNA. RefSeq names its product synaptogenesis protein syg-1-like. Lineage: Eukaryota; Metazoa; Echinodermata; Asteroidea; Valvatida; Asterinidae. Gene Ontology annotation, molecular function: cell adhesion molecule binding. The record is from RefSeq and is a predicted model, not a curated record. The coding region runs from base 848 to 2359 and encodes 503 amino acids. The transcript has a single exon. Gene Ontology annotation, cellular component: cell-cell junction. Gene Ontology annotation, biological process: cell-cell adhesion.